Molecule: messenger RNA, 1361 nt
Organism: Vitis riparia (riverbank grape)
Lineage: Eukaryota; Viridiplantae; Streptophyta; Magnoliopsida; Vitales; Vitaceae
Product: protein trichome birefringence-like 34
Exons: 5
Coding region: 11-1303 (430 amino acids)
Cellular component (GO): Golgi apparatus
Molecular function (GO): O-acetyltransferase activity
Source: RefSeq, a predicted model, not a curated record
AUUAAAAAAAAUGGCUUCCACCAACCAGUUUUUGGGAUUUAGAAACGAGUCCCCAGUCACUGGCAAAGGGAAGGUGAAUAUGGUACAGAAAUUGCACAUGGUGGCCGGAACAUGGGGUGUGAGGUGCAGCUUUCAUUCCCUUAUGGGCCUCCUGGUGGCUACACUGGUUGUUGCUGCUGUUUAUAUGACAGGAGAGGGUGGACGGUGGUUGGAAGAUCGGAAGUCAAUAUGUCAGAACUGCGGUGAAUCGUCGUGCUCUGGGUGCAAUUUGUUCUCGGGCAAGUGGGUGUUUGAUAAUAGCUCUCACCCUUUGUACAAGGAGAAGCAAUGCACUUUCAUGUCUGAUCAGUUGGCUUGUGAGAAGUUUGGGAGGCAGGAUUUGAGCUAUCAGAAUUGGAGAUGGCAGCCUCACCAAUGUGAUCUCCCCAGGUUCAAUGCCACAGCAUUGCUGGAGAGGCUGAGGGGUAAGAGGCUUGUGUUCGUCGGCGAUUCACUUAAUAGGGGCCAGUGGGUUUCAAUGGUCUGCCUGGUUGAUUCAUCCAUCCCUCCAAACCUCAAAUCCAUGCACACCAAUGGCUCCUUGACCACCUUCAAGGCCACUGAAUACAAUGCCACUAUAGAGUUCUAUUGGGCCCCAAUGCUAGUGGAAUCGAACUCUGAUGAUCCAGUGAUGCACCGAUUACCAGAACGGGUUGUGAGAGUGCAAGCAAUUGAAAAGCACGCAAGGCAUUGGACUGAUGCAGACAUACUCGUUUUCAACACCUAUCUUUGGUGGAGAAGGUCCAAAAUGAAAGUUCUGUGGGGAUCAUUUGAAAGCCCAGAUGGGAUUUACAAAGAUGUAGAGAUGGUACGCGUUUAUGAGAUGGCUCUCAAAACUUGGUCAGAUUGGUUGGAAGUUCAUGUCAACAGAAGCAAGACCCAGUUGUUUUUCGUUAGCAUGUCCCCAACUCACCAAAGGGCUGAAGAAUGGGGUGCAGCAGAAGGUCAAAAUUGUUACAGUGAAACAGAACUGAUUUCACAAGAGGGAUACUGGGGAAAUGGAUCAUGCCGCAAAAUGAUGGGAGUAGUAGACGACACAAUCGAUAGAUUGAAAAAAAGAGGUGUGAAUGUGAAAGUUCUUAACAUUACACAACUUUCAGAGUACAGGAAAGAGGGCCACCCAUCUAUCUACAGGAAGCAGUGGGAACCUCUAACAGAAGACCAAUUAUCAGACCCGAAAAGUUAUGCAGAUUGUAUACAUUGGUGCCUCCCUGGGGUCCCAGAUGUAUGGAAUGAGCUCCUGUAUGCCUACUUGCAUUAUUGAUGAAUUCCAAAAUGGAAAUAAAUUCAAGAUUUGUGAAGCUUUUGCAUUUGUCUUAAAA